Jatropha curcas is the source of this 2133-nucleotide messenger RNA. RefSeq names its product protein EDS1L. Gene Ontology annotation, biological process: lipid metabolic process; defense response. The record is from RefSeq and is a predicted model, not a curated record. Lineage: Eukaryota; Viridiplantae; Streptophyta; Magnoliopsida; Malpighiales; Euphorbiaceae.
UCAUAAAUUGUUGUAUUGAAAGGGAUAAAGGGUCAUUGUUUUUGUAAGCUUCCUGGAAUCUUCAAUCCCAGUUAACCAAAGUCCAGUCAAGACCAUUUAUCACGACACCCUUCAAUGGGUUCUUUCAUAAAUUGAAGAAGAAGAAGAAGAAGAAGGAAUCAACUUUUCAGAAUCUAACAAGAAAAAUAAGAAAUGGGUAGUGUUACGCUUCUAGAGAAUAUAGGGAUCAGAGAAGAAGUGAUCAAGAAAGUAAGCUCAAUCGCCCAGAAAGCCCACAAAUAUACAGGAAAGCAAUUGUAUGUUUCUCAAAAAAUUCCCGGUUCAUCUGAACUUGUUUUUAGCUUCCCUGGAUCUUGGUCUAUAAGUGAUUGGUUUAAAGGAAGUUCCUUUGGAGAAAUAAAGGUGGAUGUUGAACUGUUACCUUCUCUGAAAUCUAUAGGUCUUGCUGAUACUGCUACUGUCAAUGAAGCCUUUCUCCAUAGAUUCAAGUUAGUUUUGGCUAAUCCACAGUUUAGAAAGGAGGUAGGAACAGCUGCAGCAGAAGGGAAGCAAGUAGUGUUUACAGGACACUCUUUAGGGGGGCCUAUUGCUAUACUUGCAACUAUUUGGUUCUUGGAACAGUAUAUAAGACCUAACCUCUCCAAAACGGCACCAUUUUGUGUGACUUUUGGAUCUCCCCUUGUGGGGGAUCGCAUUAUGGGUCAUGCAGUUAGGCGAGAAAACUGGUCUAGAUAUUUCAUAAAUUUUGUCAUGAAAUAUGACAUUGUUCCAAGAAUAUCACUUACCCCUCUAUCAUCCCUUCAGUACCACCUGCAGCAAAUUCUCAAUUUCUUUAACCCAAAAUCCUCUCUUUACAUGAAAAGACCUUUAAGCGAAGCUUCAGAUUUCUAUAUAACUGUGAUGAGGAAUGCAGCUUCUAUUGCUAGCCACGCUGCCUGUAAGAUUAUGGGGAGCACAAAUCUGUUGUUGGAAACUCUAUCAAAUUUUAUUGAGCUGAGUCCUUACAGACCUUUUGGAACUUACAUCUUUUGCACAGGAAAUGGGAAACUUGUUGUUGUAAGGAAUCCAGAUGCUAUUUUACAGCUACUUUUCUAUACCUCUCAGCUAAACUCUCGAACAGAAUUGCAAGUAGUUGCUCACAGCAGCCUAAAUGAUCAUUUGAACUACAAAGAUGAAAUGCAAGAAUGCUUAGCAAUGCAAAGUGUAACCUGUUUCGAUGAUCAUCACCUGGAAGCACUUCGAUUAUCUUCAGAUGAUGUAAAUUCGGAGGCUAGCGUGGCCUUGAAUGACUUAGGUUUGAGUGCAAGAGCUAGAUUGUGUCUGCGUGCUGCUGGAGAAUUGGAGAUGCAGAAAAGGAAUAACCAGACAGCAAUUGAUAACAAAAUGAAAGAUAUUAAGAAAGGAAUAGAAAUGUUACAAUCUUACAAAGCAAGAUAUCAACAAAAAGCAGGCUAUUAUGAUGCCUUCAAGAUUUCAGAGAACGUAGCAGACUUUGAUGCAAAUGUUAAGAGGCUUGAGCUUGCAGGUAUAUGGGAUGAGAUCAUCGAAAUGCUGAAACGGUCUGAACUUCCUGAUGAAUUUGAGGGCGGAAAAGAAUGGAUCAAUAUUGGAACCAAAUACCGCCGCCUUGUUGAACCUUUAGAUAUUGCUAAUUACUACAGACACCUGAAGAAUGAAGACACAGGACCUUAUAUGGAAAAGGGGAGACCUAGAAGGUACAAAUGCACCCAGAGAUGGCUCGAGCAUGCUGAGAGGAUGUCAAAUGAAUCGUUGGAAUCAUGUUUUUGGGCAGAGGUAGAGGAGCUCUGCAUUAAAGCUGGUAGCCCAGGCAUCAAAGACAGCGUUUUGCUGCUAAAGAGAAAAGCUGAAGAAUGGAUUCGAGAAAGGGAUUUAGAUAAAGAUGUGUUCUUGGAAGGUUCAACCUUUGACAAGUUGUUGAAAGAAAUAGAUCAGAAUGUUUCAUUCAAGAGCCCAUGGAGUUCAACAUAGUAAGGACUUCCUGCCAUGUAAUAAUAAAGUUGAUGUUGUGCAAUAAGCUUAAACUUUUGUGCUUAUGGAUAAAAGUUGUAACUAGAGGAUGUACAAUAAAAUUUUCUGAAGUUUUUAAGAUAAAAACAUCAAGUUUAUCUUCUU